Miscanthus lutarioriparius is the source of this 996-nucleotide messenger RNA. The record is from the annotation of a GenBank genome assembly. NCBI's taxonomy places the organism in Eukaryota, Viridiplantae, Streptophyta, Magnoliopsida, Poales, Poaceae.
AUGGCGCUGAUGAGCCUUGGUGCCGCCGUGCACUCCUACUUCUCCACGCCCACCGCGCCGCCGCGUCCCCGAAGAUGUAUCCUGCCGUUUCGCGCCGCCGCCUCCCCUGCGGCGCUGGACCGCCGGCGACGGCCGCAGAAUGUGGCCGGCGACUUCUUCGUCGAUCACCGCUGCAUCGAUUGCCAGACCUGCCGAUGGAUGGCGCCGGAGGUGUUCAAGAGGGUGGAUGGCAAGGCCGCCGUAGCGGCGCAGCCCAGCUCCGAGGAGGAGAGGACCAAGGCCCUGCAGGCGCUGCUCUCCUGUCCAACAUCCUCAAUUCACACAGAGAAACCUCCAAAAGACAUCCUUCAAGUGCAAAACAUGUUUCCUCUACCAAUCGACGACAAACUACUCCCAGGCGUUUAUCUCUGUGGGUACAAUUCUGAAGACUCAUAUGGGGCAACAUCUUACCUGGUAAUUCAUCCACAAGGAAACAUACUGAUUGACAGCCCAAGGUAUACUCCAAAGCUGGCCAACAAUAUUGAAAAGCUUGGUGGAGUGCGCUACAUGUUUUUGACCCACAUUGAUGAUGUGGCGGAUCACAGGAAGUGGGCUGAGCAGAUAAAAUGUGAAAGAAUAAUUCAUUCAGGAGAUGUGGAGGAGGCUACUGCAGAUGUUGAAUGGAAACUUGAAGGAAAUGGGCCAUGGAACAUAGGAACAGAUUUUGAACUUAUCCAUACGCCAGGCCAUACCCCAGGCUCGGUCUGCUUGUAUUACAAACCGCUAAAGGUGCUUUUCACUGGAGACCAUGUUGCAAAGUCAGAAGAAUCAGACGACCUGAAUCUCUUUCUAAUGUACAGCAAGCAGUCAGUGAGCCUUCAGCUGGAAAGCAUCAGGAAACUAUUGGAGGUAGAGUUCGAGUGGCUUUUACCUGGGCAUGGCUAUCGAAUCAAGUACAAAGAUGUGCAGGCCAAGAAUGCAGCCAUGGAGUCCCUCCUAGCUAACUACACAAGCUAG